CCCACCAAUCAACAUUACUUUUUAUUUAAUUACACUACUCGGUGGGUGGAUGGUAACAUCUAUAAAAAUACUCAAGUCUCUGCAUUUAUGGAUCAACAUCUGUGUUUCAACUUGUUCCAAUCAUUUUCAUUUUCUUCUCUUGCAGCAAUCAAGCACUUUUUGCUUUAAUUUCAGUUUGAACCAACAAUGGCCGAAGCAAUUGCUUUCGACAUCGCCACAGAGCUCAUUACUAAGUUGAGCUCUCGUGCGCUCUCUCAAGUUGGACUGUGGUGGAAUCUCAAACAUGACAUCGACGACCUCACACGCACUGUCCGUACUAUCAAAGCUGUGCUUCUUGACGCAGAAGAGAAAUCGGUGACCGACAAUCUCAUCAAAGUUUGGCUUGAAGAGCUGAAAGAUGUACUUUAUGAUGCUGACGACUUGCUCGAUGAUUUCUCUACCGAAGCUUUGCGGAAAGAUCUAAUGGGUGGGAACAAGCUGACGAAAGAGGUACGCCUUUUCUUCUCAAGCUCAAACCAGUUUGCUUACGGUCUUAGAAUGGGUGGUCAAAUUAAGGCCAUUAAAGCGAGGCUAACUCUUAUCGGAAGUGAGGCCAAAAAUUUCGGCUUCUUGGUGCGUGACCGCCCCAUAGAAACCUCUUUCAUGACUAAAAAGAGGCCGCAAACACACUCUUUUGUGCCUAAAGAUAAAAUAAUAGGGAGGGAUGAUGAUAAAGCGUCUCUUCUAAAACUCAUGUUAGAGUUUGAAAGUGAAGAGAAUGUUUACAUCAUUCCAAUUGUGGGGUUUGGAGGAUUAGGGAAGACUGCCUUGGCGCAGUUUGUUUAUAAUGAUAAAAUGGUCCAUGAUCAUUUUGAAUUGAAGAUGUGGGUGUGUGUUUCAGAUGUUUUUGAUGUCAAAAUAAUUGUAGAAAACAUUAUCAAAUCUGCAACUAAUCGAGCACCAGAUCAAAAUCUUGAAAUAGACCAAUUGCAAAGACAACUUCGAGAUAUAAUUGAUGGGAAAAAAUAUUUGCUUGUUUUGGAUGACAUUUGGAAUGAGGAGAGGGAAGAAUGGGUUAGUUUAAAAGAGUUAUUGGUAGGUGGGGUUAAAGGAAGUAGGAUAAUAGUAACUACUCGCUCUUCGAGAGUAGCAAAGAUUACUAGUAAAUGUCAGCCUUAUGUUCUGAAAGGCUUGUCUGAUGACGAUGCUUGGUGCUUGUUCAAAGAAAUAGCAUUUGAGCAAAGAUAUGCAGACUCAACAAAUUCAGCAUUUGUGGAAAUAGGGAGACAAAUUUUGGAAAGGUGUGGUGGGGUUCCCUUGGUCAUAAGGACGAUAGCAAGUACAUUAUUUUACAAAGAAACUGAGAAAGAGUGGCGUUCUUUCAAAGAUAAUGAACUUGUUAGAAUAUCUCAAAACGAAGGUAAAUUUCUACCUACACUUAAGUUGAGCUACGAUCAUCUCCCAUCCCAUUUGAAGCAUUGCUUUGCUUAUUGUCGCUUGUAUCCAAAAGAUCAUGAAAUUAAUGUACAAACUUUAGUUCAAUUUUGGAUUGCACAAGGUUUCAUAAAGCAAUUAAAUCCAAGCCAAUCUCCUGAGGAGAUCGGGUUUGGGUAUUUUAAAAAUUUAGUUGAUAGAAGUUUCUUUCAAGAGGUAAAAAAUGAUGAAACUUGGUUUACAACAUGUAAAAUGCAUGAUUUAAUGCAUGAUCUAGCUGAAUCAGUAGCGGGGAUAGAGAGUUGUGUUGUAGAUUCAGAUAAAAUUGCAAGUAAGGUUAGUGAAAACUGUCGCCAUAUAUCAAUUAAUCCUUCAUUAAUUCCUUUGCUUAAGGGAAAGAAGUUGCGAACCUUGUUAUAUAUUUCAAACAACAGAGUUAGAAAUUUGAGCGAUGAUGAAAUUUGGGAUUUGAUAAUUACACGUUGUAGAUACUUGCGUGUAUUGGCAUUGAAUGAUUUAGGUAUUGAGAAGAUUUCACCCUCUAUUUACAAGUUGAAACAUUUGAGGUAUCUUAAUCUUUCUAAGAGUUUCUUUAUUAAGAUUCUCCCAGAGAGUAUUUGCAAGAUUCAGAAUUUGCUUGUGCUGAAACUUGAUGGGUGUUGGAAGCUUCAAGAAUUGCCAAAGAAGAUUGAAAAAUUGGUGAAUCUUACCCAUCUUGCGUGUCGUGAUUGUUUUGGUUUAACUCAUAUGCCACGUGGAAUAGGGAAGCUGACUUCACUUGAGACGUUAAGCGAGUUUGUAGUGGAUAAAGAUGGGUCCCAUGGCGGUGCAGAUCUAAGUGAAUUGAGACUGCUUAACAACUUAAGGGGACAGCUACAAAUAAGAAAUUUGGGAUUUGUAAAAAAUGCAAAAGAGAAGUUUAAGGCUGCUAAUUUGAAAGAGAAGCAACAUUUGAGAUCGCUGAAUUUAUAUUGGAAUGCUGAUAACGAUGAUGAUGAUGAUGAUGAGAAGUCACUUGAAGACCUCCAGCCUCAUCCUAAUCUUAAGGAGCUCUGGAUUCGAGGAUGGAGGGGUGAUGCCAAGUUUCCAAGUUGGCUUUCUUUGCUCACAAAUCUCGUCAAAAUUAACAUAAGAGAUGGUAAUUUCAAACAUAACCCGUCCUUUGCUCAAUUGCCUUGUCUUAAACAUCUGCAUAUUGAUAAUUGUACUGAGCUGCAGUACAUGGAUGAUAAUAGCCCAAAAGGAAGUCAAGGAGAAGCACAAUCAUUCUUCCCAUCGCUUAAGCUUCUUCGGCUCUGGGACUGCCCGAAUAUGAGGAGUUGGUGGAGGACCAAAAAAUCAAUCGAUGAUGAUUCCAACGAGGACGACACAACUGUUAUGGGAACAUCAACCACGGCAUUUCCUUGUCUUUCCUCUUUAGAAAUUGAAAAUUGCCCUUUGAGUCAAUGCCGUUGUAUCCUUCACUCGAUGGUGAGCUAGAGUUGAAGAAUACCAAUUCAAGGCCGUUAAAGCAGACUAUCAAGAUGAACAUCACUAGCAGGACCCCAUCAAGUUCAACCUCUUCUCUUCCUCUCUCCAAAUUAAAAUCUUUCAUUGUAAACAACAUUGAGGGAUUGGACACUCACACGCUAGAUGAGUGCCUGCAACAUCUCACUGGCCUUAAAACUUUAGAAAUAAGGGAUUGCAAGGAGGUUGAUUUAGAAGGCAUGCAAUGGGAACGCCUUAAGAAUCUCUCUGGUUUGCGGAUUGAUAAUAUUCCAAAGCUGGUGUCUCUCCCCAUUGGGCUUCGACAUCUUGUUCAAUUGAAAACAUUAGGAAUUCGUAAUUGCAGUGCAUUGAGGUCACCCUUUCCUGUGUUCCAACAUCUCACUUUCCUUGAAUACUUUUCAAUAAGCAACUGCAAGGAGCUGGAGUUAUCUGCAGCUGGCAUCCAAAUAUUCCAAGAUCAUACAAGCCUACGCUUUCUGGGACUUGAAAAUAUUCCAAAGUGUUGGCAUCUUCCGGAGUGGCUUCAACAUCUAACAAAUCUGCAAGAGCUUUAUCUCAUUGAUUUUCCCAACUUAACAUCGCUUCCGGACGAGAUGCGUUGCCUAACCAGUUUGGAGUAUUUACACAUAGAAGAAAUUCCUCAGUUGGAGGAAAGAUGUUGGAAGGACAUUGGCGCUGAUUGGCAUAAGAUUGCUCACAUCCCCAAGAUUAUAAUAAAUGGGUUGAUUCAGGUUGUAAGGCAUUGGAGAAAGGCAUUUGUGAACUUCAAUCAUUUUUUAUGCAUAAAAAGAGGGCACUCUUUUAGCUGUUUGGAAUUCCAGCCAAAUUUGUUAUUGAAGGUCCAAACAGGAAAAAAAGGAAGAUGCUUCAGAAUAUUUGGUGGUGAGGUUGAAGUUGAUAAAAUGUUUCAUUAUUUAUAUAUCAACAGCAUUAUACUAAACACACAUAUGUGCAAAUAUAAGGCUGAUAAUGGUGAGCACUUUAGUUUUGAGGUGUAAAUAAAUAAUGGGAUUUGUAACAUAUUCUAUGUUGGCAUUUAUAAUUUUCAGGUUCAUUGUUGCUUUUGGAAGAGUCGUUGUUCAAGCAUGACAAUUGCCAGACAUAUUGCAUUUGAAAAUUCAUUUUUGCACUUUACAGGGAGCUUAUUAAGAGCUUGAUUCAUAGUAGGGACACUGUCUAGAGUGUUAAAUGUUGAUUUUCACUUGCAUAGCUAAAAUGAGUUGAUAGAGAACUUACUUAAUUGUACAAAAGUGAAAUUGCAUCAGAGUUGGGAGAGAAUUUACUUAAUUGUACAAAAGUGAGAUUGCAUCAAGUGUUCAAAGAGUUAGGCUUAAAUCAUUUCUUUGUACUAUGAAGUUCAUAGUGAAUUCAUCUUUGGGUAAAAUCCCGCAGAUGUAGGACAAGUUCCGAACUGUGUAAACAUCUUAAUUGUACUAUUUAUUUUCUUUAUUGCAUAAUACGUGCCUACUCAAGAAAAAAACACAUUUAUGUAUUUUUAGUGUUCCAAACAUUAUUCAAAUGAAGGGAUGCACAAUUGAUUAUGAGACAACAAUUUUUUUAGACAA
Molecule: messenger RNA, 4466 nt
Organism: Gossypium arboreum
Lineage: Eukaryota; Viridiplantae; Streptophyta; Magnoliopsida; Malvales; Malvaceae
Product: putative disease resistance protein RGA3
Exons: 3
Coding region: 187-2892 (901 amino acids)
Biological process (GO): defense response to other organism
Molecular function (GO): ADP binding
Source: RefSeq, a predicted model, not a curated record